AUGUUUGGGAAAUUCAGGGUUAUUCCGGACUCUAUCGGCCUUCUGUCUCAACUCAAGGAGCUGAAUGUGAUUGACUGCUGUGAGCUUUCGGCCUUCCCACAGUCCGUCUCCGCUAUGGAGUCACUCACAAGCCUCGUUCUUGAUGGCUGCGAUCUUCACGAGCUGCCCGGAGACAUCGGGCAGCUUUCAAACCUGGUUUCGCUGAAGCUGUCCAACCUCCCUCCAGGUUUUGAAACCCUCUCGAAGCUGCGCACUCUCUAUCUCUUCAACUGCGUCUUUGCGAGCCUGCCGGACAGGUUCGGGGACCUGCCGAGCCUGGAAGUGCUCAGGAUCGGGACAAAGGCAACGUACAGCAGGAAUAGGCUCGAGACCGGCAGCGAAUCAGAUUACGGAGAUGAGUUGGAAGGCGCGUGCGCCCUCCACAUGCUUCCCCAGUCCCUGGUUCGCCUCACAGGACUGGUAGAGCUCGUUUUGGAGGGGUGUGAGAUGCUGGAGGAGUUGCCGCCAGGCAUGGGGGGGCUGUCCAGCCUUAGAGUGCUCGAGGUGAGGAAUUGCCCUCAGCUGCGGCUCUUCCCGUCCCUGCUCUCCCCUCCCGUCGUUGCUGCUGCAGCUGCCACCCCUGCUCCCCCGUUUCCAUCGCUGGAGCAGCUGGAGAUAUCUGACUGCCCGCGCCUGGAGAGCCUUCCAGAGGGCCUGCAUCUGCUGCCUAGACUGGAACACUUGGCUCUUGAAGACUGCCCCAGUCUAGAGCUCACACACCCGAGCCCCUUGCCCCCCCCCACGUCCCCAACCCCACAGAGCAAUACUUUUCUGUCUGCACUCUCCCCACCAUCGACCUCCCCCUCCUCCCCUCCUCUUGUUGCGCCCAUCUCCCUUCCGAUUUCCAUGAAAACCAUCAUUCUCUCAAACGUCUUCCAGUCAGCCCAGUACCUGCCAGAAUCCCUUCUUUCCCUCGCCCAACUCACCCACUUGAACAUCUACGACCUUCCAUCUCUCCAGCAGCUUAUUGCCCCUUCCCUUGUGACCCAGUCCUCAGCCUACGAUCAAGCCACCCACAAUCACCAAUCUGAAAGAUUUGAUUCUGAUUCUGAUGUGCCUGCCAGAUUGGAUCUCUUUCCUUCUCUGCAGCAUCUUCACAUCGCCCUCUCCAACCUCUCUGCACUCUCUGAAACCGUGGGCAAUCUGGCGCAGCUGAAAGUGCUGCUGCUAGAGGAGUGUCCUGCCAUGACCUCCCUUCCUGCGUCCCUCACUAGCCUCUCCAAUCUCCAACAACUGACACUCAAGUCGCUCCCCUUGCUGACCCACAUGCCCGAAAAUAUCGGGCAGCUUAAAGCCCUGCGCAAUCUGAGUCUGGAGUCCUGCCAAGCUCUUAAAGCCCUGCCGUUCUCCGUCACCCUCCUCUCCUCCCUCAUGCGUCUCACCAUCGAAGACUGUCCCAACCUCACCCGCCUCCAUCUCCUCUCUCUCCAGCCUUGCCUCUCACUCUCACACGCCUUCCUUUCCUCCGCCGCCUCCCCUCCCCGCUCUCCCUCCCGCACCUCAUCAACCUCUCACUGCAAGGUUGCAAGCGCCUGA
This is a messenger RNA of Closterium sp. Naga37s-1, 1575 nucleotides long. NCBI's taxonomy places the organism in Eukaryota, Viridiplantae, Streptophyta, Zygnematophyceae, Desmidiales, Closteriaceae. The record is from the annotation of a GenBank genome assembly.